This is a messenger RNA of Peronospora belbahrii, 5307 nucleotides long. The record is from the annotation of a GenBank genome assembly. NCBI's taxonomy places the organism in Eukaryota, Oomycota, Peronosporomycetes, Peronosporales, Peronosporaceae.
AUGUUGGGGAAAAAGGAUAAUAUCACCAAGAUUAAAGCACUUCAGACGUUCCUUGAGACGGUCUUACCAUCUCGUCAACCCUCGGCGAUUCGUCCAAUGCUUGGACACUUUAUUCAGCUCUAUACGUUUGAAAUACGUGAUCAAAAUGAUUCAAAAGUACGUCAGAUGCUCAAUAAAGUACUGUCUGCACUUACGCAAAAGAUGCGACCACGUGCUUUUGCACCACAUUUGCAACGAUUGUUGCCUUAUUGGUAUGUAGCCAUGCACGAUGUGAAUAGGGACGUUGCAAUACUAGCAAAGAAGGCAUUUCAUACGCUCUUUCCAGACACGGACAGGCAGAAGAUGGUCGUGAUGGAACAUUUAGGGACCAUGAUGCAGGAAUUUCAGAGCUUUUUUGGCAAAACACCUGAUACGUUUGAUGGAAUCCCACUGCAACCAGAUGAAAAGGAAGAGCGAUAUGAAAGGUGUAUCUCUGCGGCUAUAUUGAGUAUUGACGCAGUAAUCAAGUUCUACAACGAGCAACAGAUUACACAUUUGUUGUUGGACGAGCAAGCGAGCUGCUCAGUGGCUACGGUCGUGUCGUCCGAUGAGUUUACACGGCUGGCUACUGCAUCGUCAAAGCACCCGAAUUUUACACGUGAUAUUGUGAGAAGAGCGAUGUAUGUCACUCUAGUGACGUUGUGUACGAGCUCCCAGACGAUUGUUGCUGCUCGAGAAGAAGCGUUUGGCAAGGUAAUUCUUGGCACACUUGGCGAUAAGAGCCCAGCCAACCAUGACGCAAUGUGGAAUGCCGUGCUUACUUUUUUGCGAACCUUCCCCAACGUAUGGCAGUCCAGUGCCAGCUUCCCUAACUUUGUGAUCAGUGCGGUUUACCCACGACUUUUUGCGCAGAUCAGACAUGGAUUUUAUGGAUCAGGUCGGUCGUCAUUCCCGUCGCUGCUGCCAUUCUUGUCGAUGGUGCCCUUGAGCGUGGCAGUUGAUCCGUAUAAAGGGCAGUCUGCAUUGUAUACUGGGGUACUGGAGCAGUGUUGGAAAUUUCUCAAGUCAAAAGACGCGCGAUAUUGCGAGCCUCCAGCAAUCACAGCGUUUUUCGAAUGCAUUACUGGAUCUUUUAGUGUUUUCUUGAACGAGACCUUGAAUGCGGCGUGGUUGAGUGAGCAGGAUGCUGAGUGUUUUGAGACCAACUACGUGAACCAAUUUGAGAAAGUGUUUAUGUUGUUGCUAAACGAAGCGCUCAGCUCUUCAGACUUUCCAGAGGGAGAAAUGGCGCUUUUUGCUAGCAGUAUGCUGAAGAUGAGCAGCCGAUUACGGACCUUUUCAACUGGUUCGUUGAUGGUCAAUAGGCUAAAAGACUCUUUAUGCAAAAAGAUUCACGAAUGGACUAGACAAGCAAUCAGCUCGAUGAUAUCCAAGUUAUCUUUUAUACCUUCUAGAGUUAAUGCUCUUAUCAACACAGCUGUUUCUGACGCUAACGAAGAACAAGAAGUCACCCAGUGGUUAUUGACAAGCAAAGAGCUGUAUAGACAAUCUCUUGACCAAAUUGAUGCUCUUGUGGUGGAAUCUACAUUUUUGACGGAAAAAGAUGCCCUAGUUGCCAAGUUGCUGGCGGUAAUUAAUGGCGUUUGCAAAACGCAUCCUUUGGAUUUGCUGUUGGAUGAGGCCAAGACGUCAGUUGAAAGCCAUUUUAAUGUGCACUAUCGCCCUAUUCUCCGCGCCCGUGCUGGUUGGAAGAAAUCGGCCAACAAUAAGAGCGAAACAAACACAAUGCGUAUUGCUUUGGAAGUCACGCGGCCAUUUUUUCUUGCUGUUCAGGACAAGAAGCAGUUUGUUUUGCAGCUUUUUCAGGACAGCGAGGUUCAAUUUGGUGAUUUGGAGGAGGCGAGCAAUAUCAUUCAGUAUGGACUACAAUUUCCGGUUACUGAACAGGGUAUGAAGCUAUGGCUGUCUUGCGGAAGCUGGCAUAAGAGCUAUGAAAGUGGUGUGUUGCUGGGGGAUCAAUUUGAUCCGACACUGGAGGCGCUUCGAGCAAUUUGGCAAGGCAAAUUGGUUGACGAGUUUAUGCUGAUUAGUUUAAAGGGGCGACUUGAUGACUUGGAUGCAAGUGCUUUCGCCACUUUUCUAAAAGCGUGCCUUGGCGGCUUGUCUAGUUCCCCUGUUAUUAGCUCCGACGCAGUAGUGAUCCUGUCUCAUUUUGUGCUCCAAAAGGGAGGCGACCACAGUGAUGUCGUGGUGGUGCAAAUACUGAUGAAUCUCUGUGAGCUGUUUUUUAAAGUGAAUGGAGAACUUCCUCUUCAACUUGAAGCAGUUGAGGGUCAAUUGUACAAGCUGGUAUUUUAUCUAUCAGCGCGAGGAAGCUAUCGAGCCGAAGCGAGCGCGCUUUGGGCACAAACCAUUCGUCAUUCUCUGAAGAAGUGGACGUCAACGCGAACGGAGGUGUUUGUGAACGAGCUGUCUGGGCACGUUAACGAUUUCCUCCUUGCAGAUCCGCAAGCGGACACAGUGGCUUUCAACACUAAGCAGUUUGCAGCAUAUGUCAAGAGCUUUGUGCAGCUUGGUGCUGACCAGGCAUUUUUUACUGUAUCGCAGUUAGUGGAAAAACUGGACGCUGUUAACUUGAGAUGUCCAGAUGAUUCUCGGCAGCGGUUAUUCUAUAGCCGAGUGUUGUCGGGACUGGGGGAAGUCUGUGAAGAUGAACAAGUCGUUGAUAUUUUGCAAACUUACUUUGGAUCGCUGACAUUAACGAGUGAAGAUACGGCAGCUGCACUUAUUGCAAAGUUGGUGGAUCUUGACGUCGCCCACGCGCUGACAUGGGUAGUGUUUCACUCGAAUAACCACAUUCAGAGAGAUGCUACGCUAGUAGAGGUACUGGAACCAUAUUUGACCCUGGAUCACUUGUAUGAAGCACUGAAAUUGUCAUCAGGGAUUAUGGACAAGGUGGUUGCAAAUGCACUUGCAAAGUACCAGGAUAAACUCCAAUGUGAGCCUGCAGAGUAUCGCAACUUUGUUUUCUUAGAUAAGGAUCAGAAUACUGCUGCUGCAAGUCAAAACGUGGAAUUGCUUACAUUCAAACAGCACAAAAAGCUAGAUGAAAUGGUUAUCGGAGUGCUUUUGCUUUCUAGCUCGAUUGCGGCACGCGUGUUAUUCGUGCAAGAGUUGGUCGAUCAGACUGGUGACUGGCAGGCGGAAGCUGCCCAAAUCGCUGCUGUCUCACUGUUGGGUGCAAUUUAUGCGGAUAAGGAAGCUGGUGAUGAAGCCGUUGCAGUUCUAAAGAGGUUCUUUGCUUUAUGCGAUCAUGAUGUAAUCUCCAAGCCCGCAACGGGAUUAUAUCAGUAUUUACGACUAAUGUCGUGGGCAGUCAAAGAAGAGGAAAAAUUAUCGAUGCACGGAUUCCGUCUUGCCAAGCAAGAAGUCAUAAGCAUGUCAACUCAGGAGUCAAUUAUGCAGCGACUUGUUGAGAUGCUAUCGCCUAGUUCGUCAACAGUCGUAGAAAUUGAUGAUUGGAUUGCUAUAGUUGAGUACACAGGGUCACUCUCGGUAUAUUUGGAAGAUGCAACUUCGGGAUUUUGUGACGUGUGGGGAAAGCUGGCAAGUUUGAUAUUAACGCAUGCAAUCGCGGGCAAGUCAGAUACUGCUAAAAUUGCCUCACUUAGGAUCCACAAACGCAGCGCUGUCCUUGGGACGCGCAGGAUAGUCAAGGGUGACGAGGAGCAGAUUGUGCUUGCCUAUUCUACUCAGCUGGUCAUCGCACGGCUGGUUCUGAUGGACCUCAUAAUUGCAAUAUACAAUUGGAAUCCUGACGGACUUCAAGAGCUUGCUGCAUACUACCGGGAAGCUCUUGUGUCUGUGGUGCUCUGCGGUCUCUCAGACAGUGCUGAGCUGAAGGCAAGUAUCGUAACGACGUAUGUAGCCUUAGCAUCUCCGUCAAAAUGCUUUCAGCUUGUAAGUCUCUGGCUUAACGUCGAGAAACUGCUUGCACGUGCGCUUCUGGCAUUGCGUGUAACCCUUCCAAACAUUUAUGACAUUGGUCACGUGAACCGGUUGGUACUAGAAUCUUUUGGUGGUAUCAGUACGCUCGCAUCGCUUUUCAAUGGAAAACGCUAUCCAUUGCAGCCUCUGCUGCGUGCACUGCUGUAUAUUCUUGCUUCGUACAGCGGUGCGCUACGCUUGCGUGACUACGAUGCAAGUGCGAUCGAUAUAAACGCUGAAGAUGAGGCAGCGACCGAGUCCGCAUUGGCCAAGAUGCUCAUUCCAAAGGCAUUCCGCUCAGCACUGCGUGAUGUGUUCGCUGACAACAAUGGUACGGCUUGUACUAAACUUCGCAUGCGUAGCCGUAAGCAGAAGAUGCAGGAGCGGGAGGACAUUAUUGGAAAACUGCUACUCUGGGAUCUGUUCCUGCAACUAUUUCCUUCGAGUGGAAGCAGAGGAGAGACUAGUACUGCUUUUUCGGCGCUAAUUGCGUCUUCCUUGAGCUCGUACGUAACGCGUCACAGAAUGCUCACAAACUUUCUGAACUUUAGUUCUGCGUUGUUAUCUCAAGAGUCCCAGUCUUCGUCAAAAGCAGCAAUCUCAGAACUCAAAGACACGGCGCUGUUUGUCGUAGCGGACUUGAACAAGAGCAAGGACGACGAAACGUGGAGCUUCCACAAGACGCGCGUCUUUGAGCUUGGUACUCGCGUCUUCUUCCGUACAGUGGCUCGUCUUCCAGCAAUGGUACGGUCCUGGUGGAAUGAUGAUUGCUCACGUGCUACACGUAGCUGGGCUGCCAAGUACUUUGAGAACCAUAUCACACCUUCAGUCUUCGCUGCGGAGCUGGAAAUCAUCCAAAUGGCUAGCGAGAGCAACUCGUCCUCUGGCGGUGCUUGGGAUAACGAAGAAAUGACCGUGAAGGGUAGUCGUGUGUCGCGUGAGAUAACGGCAACAUAUGUCAAAGAUGAGUAUGCGCUGGAAAUGGUGGUGCGCGUGCCGUCAUCCUACCCGUUAAGAUGCGUCGAAGUUGAGUGUACGAAACGUAUUGGUAUUUCCGAAGAUCGCUGGCGUCGAUGGGUGCUACAGAUUAUCCGCGUAACAUCAUCCCGCGAUGGCUCACUACUGGACGCUGUUUUGCUGUGGAAGCACAAUGUCGAUAAGGAGUUUGAAGGGGUCGAGCCGUGUCCAAUCUGCUACUUCAUCUUGAACCCCAAGAACAUGAGCUUACCGUCACUACCUUGCAAGACGUGUAGCAACAAGUACCACAAUUCAUGUCUCUACAAGUGGUUUAACCAGUCAGGCAAGAACAAGUGUCCAAUCUGUCAGCAACCAUUCUGUUAA